UACUAAACAAAUACAUUACAUAUAAAAAUAUACAUUACUCUCUUUAUACACUUUGGUAAUGCUGCCUCGAUAAAAACCUUGUUGAGGAAAUUAAAACCCAGUGGGAAAAAACCUUGGACAAGGGCAAAAGAGUGCAACACGAAUAUACUCCCCCUGUUGAUUGCAUCACUUCGGGUCUUCUUGUUGAAUCCAAUCCAAUCCAAUGCAAUCCAAUCUGGUUGCUAACUUCUCGAAUGAAAUAUCAUACUCCCUCCGUCCCUAAUAAAACUUCCAAAUAGGUUUGGCACACAAUUUAAGAUAGUGGGUAUUGUGUGGUGGAGAGUUGUGCAGAGGAGAGAGAAACGUGUAAGAAUUGUUUUGAACCACAAAUUCUGGCCAAAAAGGGAAAGUGGAAGUUUUAAUUGGGACGAACAAAAAAGGAAAGUUGGAAGUUUAUUUAGGGACGAAGGGAGUACUAUGUAAAACGGUGUGUUGUAAAACCCUUUUUGUAAAACGUUAAUCACCUUGUUGGAAAAACCCUACGGGGAAAAAUCGAUCAAGGAAAAUAGUACAUAAUAUAUGUAAAACGGUGUGUUGUAUUGAUCGUCUCAUUAAAAACCUUUAACUAAGAAUUGUGAUCUUCAAGUUCAAUUAUUAACUCAAGGGCAGUACCGGUAUAAGGCGUAUUGCUCUAUACAGAAAUGAAUAGAAGCUUAGAGUUUCCUUCGAAAUAUGUCGUGUGCAGCUGACAUUUACUUGGAAUUGUGACCAUGUAGCACACAUUUACCAUGGUAGAGAAGAAUACUUGAACAGAAGAAUCAAUGAUCACACAUCUACUCAAGACCUAAAGAGACAAAUGAGUGUACAUAUAGUUUUUACUUUCUAGAGCAUUGAACACAGCUUACAAAAAACAUCAAUCAAUGAUCACGCAUCUACUCAAAACCUAUGUAACCCAUGUAAAAAAAUAUAGCAGAGUUAUAUUGGUUGUUGAAUUUGAAUAUCAUCAUAUAACUCUUUAUAUUGGAGAUGGUACCUUCAAUAAAGAUUAUUGUUUUUGCUUGUUUGAUUUCACUUUUCUGGUAGAUUGCCACCCUUUAGUAGUUUUACAGGAGGGACUUAUAACGUUGUUGUUGGGAUAUAUUAUCCCGGCCUAUUACUGUUCAUGAGUCCAAGGCUUUACGUAGUACGGAGCCCGAGCAGCUAGGCCCAUUUCGGCCCAUCCGGCCCACUUUAGCCAUUUGGGCCCACUCCGGCCCAUGCGGCCCAUUAGGGUGGAGAGCAUCCCCUUCCCCUAUUCUCUAUAAAUAUGGGAGUUUCCCUCCAUAUUAGGGAUCCUUUUUCUUCUUCCUUUAGCUCUCUAGAUUAGAUAAUACUCCAUUAAUGGGAGCUCAAAUUGUACUAUGUAAUGGUGAGGAGAAUCCUAAUGAGAAUGAGAGGGCUUGGACAUUAGCCUAAAAAGUCCCGUGGUUUUCUCCCUUUCCGGGUUUCCACGUAAAAAUAGCUUGUUCAUACACAUUUAUACAUAUAUUUACUAUAUCGUGUUGGAUUAAACUCAACACUGGCGCCGUCUGUGGGAAUCUGUCCAAAAAGAUUCAUGUGUUCUACUGUUCUUGGGUUUCUAAAAAAAAAAACCAUACGGAUGAACUGGAUUCCAGAAAAGAAAAAAGGAAAGAAAUGGCUCUGAGGGAAGAAGAAACGAAGAAGGUACAGAAAUUGGGAAGCCAAAUCUGGAUUUUUGUUUCCAAGUCUGUUUUUGAAGUCGCCGGAGCCACCGCCGUACCCGCCGGCAGGGAGCCUCCGUGGUGUUAGCCGGCACCAGAAAAAGCUCGCUUAAGCACCCCAAAUCUCAUAGCACCUACAACACAGCUGCUCGUCACGCGCAGCUGCUUCUGCCGCCUAAAGUCGCCGCACCGCCGCUCGCCGCCGGCGGUCAACCACCGACUACCCCUCCGCCUGGUCAGUCGCAGGGCGAGCCUCCACCAGCCAUCCUGUUCGACCGCUGUGACCUGAGGACCUGCCGACUGGGAGUUUGAUUUCCGCCAUUAAUGGUGUUUUUUAAGCUCAAAGGAAGUAAAAUCUGAAGCUCAAAAGAUCUCCCAACGAAACUACACCCUCUGGCCGGCCUUGCUCUGCCGUGACCACCAUCUCCACCGACGGAAGGUGGCCGGCACGUGCAGCCUGCUGAUGGGUUGGUAGAAGGCUGUUCCAUCUGUCUGUCCUGAGAGGUACACUCCGCGUAAAUGCCUUGGUCUGAAGCUGACCACGUCCGCAAGUUUUGGGACCAAGAAUAGAAGGUUGGCUGCUUUGGAAGAGUUGACCAGCAGCUGGGUCUGCACAACAUGAUAAAAGGGAAGCAAAUCUGGCUCUACAUAGCCUCGUUACUGGCCGAGUCUUUAACUUGGAAGCUAAGUGCCACUUACUCCCUUUAUUUAAGUAUUCGAAUAAUGAAGCAUGAUUAAAUAUUGCAAUUAAUUUGUAUCACCAUUAUUUAUUAGGGAUUGAAACUCCCGAAAUUAAAUAAUGAGAGCGAUGCUCUAAGUGAUAGUUAGUUUUCGCCGUCAUUUAAAUUUAAUGACUAAUUGUUGUGGGCCCGUCGGCCCGCUCCUGAUCGGCUUUAAUUAGCGAACGGAGUAUACUUGAAUGGCCUUUGAUAGGAAAAUAUCAUUGCUAUUACCUGUUACGCCACUACUAUUUAUUAGGGAUAAAAAUGCCCCGAAUUAAAUAAUGUGGAGCGAAGCUCUAGUGAUAGUUAGUUCGGCCAAUAUUUAUCGAAUAUUUAAUUUCUUGAGGGCCCGAUGGCCCACUCUCAAUCAGCUUGAUUAAGCGAUCCGAGCGUCUCCAGAAGGGCGAUGCCCCGACGACGCAUUUUAAUUGGGGGGUUAAGCAUUGGUCCGCACGACACCAAGUGCCCGAGCGACGAUCGUACCCUAGUACCAUCUGCGCCACUAGGCGAAGUGACUGUGCCAAACGCGGCCUGUGGGGCCCGAGGGCACCGAAGUGCUCAACCUCAUUUUUUUUUGAGGGUAGUGCGACCAACUUGGGUCUGAAUUUGAAAACUCACGGACCGGUGAAUAUUUCUAUGUGACGUUCGGCGGGCUGCUAAUUGGCCCCGCCGCGAGCUGCUACGUCCAUUAACCCCGCACGAUGAGCCGGGCCGAGGGUCACGAUGACCCAUAGGCCGGUAAUCGUGGGUGUUAGAGGGAAGCCGCGAUGACCCAUGCAGAUGGUUAUGUGUGCAUAUUUAUUGUCGGGCCGUGCGGCCCGUUACCAUGCUUAUUGCGCAGCUGAAGCCGCUCGACGCGCUCGAGCGAAAUGAUUAAAAGACGAUCGGCCUACGCCUCAAAGACGUUCAGGGCCAGCCAAAGUGGAGACCAUCACGACUGAGAGCCGAUGGACGAGCAUCUCUACCCAGAGGUCGAGGGCCUAGAAGAGACCACCACGGUUGAGAACCGUUGGACGAGCAUCUCCACCCCAGAGACCGAUGGCCUAGGAAGAACACCUAGAGGCCGAGGUCUAGAGGCGAAUGCCAUGACAGAGAAUCGUGAGACGAUCACCCGUCAUUCAGAGGCCGAGGGCCUAGAAGAGAUCAUCACGGCCGAGGGCCGUCUGACGCCAUCAUUAUAUCACGACCGGCCUCUCGGACCGGCGUGAUUAUCAUAUUCGAAGACCGGCCUCGUCCCCGCCACCUCGCGGACGAGGACCGUUGCUUGACCAUAUCUUGAUCGGCAUCUCAUGGCCGACGUUAUCAUACCACGACCGGCCCCUCGGCUCGGCGUGUUCAUCUUUUGAAGACCGGCCUCGUCCCCACACCUCGCGGACGAGGACCGCUGCUUGUUUCUUUCAGGUUGGCCUAUCAUUGCCGACACCAUUAUAUCACGACCGGCCUCCCGGCUCGGCGUGCUUUCCAUGUUUGAAGACCGGCCUCGUCCCCGCCCUCGCGGACGAGGGCCGUUGCUUGAUUCUUUCGGAUCGGCCUCUCAUUGCCGACACUGUCAUAUCAUGUUCGGCCCCCCCGGCCCGGCGUGAUUAUCAUCUUCGAAGACCGGCCUCAUCCCCACAUUGCGCGGGUGAGGACCGUUGCUGGAUUUCAGGUCGGCCUGUCAUUGCCGAUGUCAUCAUUGUACCACGACCGGCCUCUCGGCUCGGCGUGCUUAUCUUUUGAAGACCGGCCUCGUCCCCGCCCUCGCGGACGAGGACCGUUGCUUGAUUUUCUCAGAUCGGCCGCUCAUUGCCGACACCAUUAUACCACGACCGGCCUCUCGGCGGCGUGCUUAUCUUUUGAAGACCGGCCUCGUCCCCGCCACCUCGCGGACGAGGACCGUUGUUUGAUUCUUUCAGGUCGGCCUCUCACUGCCGACACUAUCAUGUUAUGCUCGGCCUCUCGGCACGACAUAUUUAUCUUUUGAAGACCGGUUUCAUCCCCGCGCUGCGUUGGAUGAGAGCCGUUGCUCGGAUAUAUCGGCCUGACCGGACACUAUUGCCAUCUCCAUUAUCAGGACCGACUGCUCAGCGACAUUAUGAUCAUUGUAUAUCGGCUUCCAAUGCCGACCUUCUUGAGUUAGCGAUCGGGCUCACCCCUCCCUUCAUGAGGGUGACCAUCGCCUUCGCAUGACAUUAUGUGUGACAUCACUUGUGGUUAUUCUUGGAACCGACGAACGUAUUUUCCUCCCUCAAAAAAAAAAAAAAAAAAAAAGAAAAAAAAAAGAAGAAAAGAAAAGAAAAAAAAAAGAUGGGGAGAAGGGGAGACGAGAUCCUAUGAGAGAGGGAGUCUUGACGAGGUAUGCCUGAUCUUCCUUCGCCGCGUAUGACGAACGUCUCCCGACGCGGAGGCUAGUAGGAACGUGGGGGGGCUAGACGUACCAAAGGGAACCUCGGCAAGAUAAACCAGUUCCUCCCAUGACCCGUGGUUCGAUGAACACCUUCUGCUAAAGCAGAAGGCUAGUAGGGCCACGAGCAUGGGACGACGAAGCAGGGAAUCCCGACGUGGAUAAACCAGUGACCUCCUUGCGAUCGUUGGAUGACCGAACGUCUUCUUCGAAACAAGAAGAUUAGUAGGACCACGACAGGGACGAACGAAGAAUAGGGAAUCCCGACGUGGAUAAACCUGUUCCUCCUUGCGAUCGUGGGAUGACCAAACGUCUUCUUCGAAGUAAGAAGAUUAGUAGGACCACGACAAGGACGAACGAAGAAUAGGGAAUCCCGACGUGGAUAAACCUGUUUCUUCUCAUAGUUGGGAUGACGAACGUCUCCUGCGAAACCAGGAGACCAGUACUCACGAGACUUGGGAAGAACGAAGAACCAGUUCUUUACCGGAGUCUGUUGCGUGCCGAGUGUAAACCGCUUAGCGGUCCAUACAUAGGACCACGGAUACGGUAGACGAACGAAGACCAGCUCCAUGGAUCCGACAUGAAGAACCAGUUCUUUACCGGAGUCUGUUGCGUGCCGAGUGUAAACCGCUUAGCGGUCAAUACAUAGGACCACGGAUACGGUAGACGAACGAAGACCAGCUCCAUGGAUCCGACAUGAAGGACCAGUUCUUUACCGGAGUCUGUUGUGUGCCGAGUGUACACCGCUUAGCGGUCCAUACAUAGGACCACGGAUACGGUAGACGAACGAAGACCAGCUCCAUGGAUCCGACAUGAAGAACCAGUUCUUAUCGGAGUCUGUUGCGUGCCGAGUGUACACCGCAUAGCGGUCCGUACAUAGGACCACGGAUACGGUAGACGAACGACGAUCAGCUCCCCAGAUCAGGUAGGAGGGACAUCGCCCAGAUUUAUUUCAGGCUCACCAUUCUUUCCCGGAUGGAGUCCUGGCAGACGAUCGGCUUCUCACAGCCAAUCAGGAGAGAGACUUGACACAUCACCAGCACGGCCGAGGGCCGCGAGACGAUUAUCACUCACCGACAGGCCGAGGGCCAUGAGAUGAUCAUCACUAUUUUUCUGCAUCACGAUCGGCCCCUCAGCGCCAUCGUGUCCAGACUCACGGUUCGGCUCGCCCAUCCACUCCAGGAUGGCGACGACCGUCUUGUGCAGUAUGAUCGGCCCCUCAGCGCCAUCAUACCCAGUUCACGGUUCGGCUCGCCCAUUCCCUCCAGGAUGGCGACGACCGUCUUAUGCAGUACGACCGGCCCCUCAGCGCCAUCGUACCCGGCUCACGUUCAGCUCGUCCAUCCCUUCCAGGGUGGCGACGAACGUCUUAUGCAGUAUGAUCGGCCCCUCAGCGCCAUCAUACCCAGCUCACGUUCAGCUCGCCCAUCCCCUCCAGGAUGGCGACGACCGUCUUGUGCAUCACGAUCGGCCCCUCAGCGCCAUCGUGUCCAGUUCACGGUUCGGCUCGCCCAUUCCCUCCAGGAUGGCGACGACCGUCUUAUGCAGUACGACCGGCCCCUCAGCGCCAUCGUACCCGGCUCACGUUCAGCUCGUCCAUCCCUUCCAGGGUGGCGACGAACGUCUUAUGCAGUAUGAUCGGCCCCUCAGCGCCAUCAUACCCAGCUCACGUUCAGCUCGCCCAUCCCCUCCAGGAGGGCGACGACCGUCUUGUGCAUCACGAUCGGCCCCCUCAGCGCCAUCGUGUCCAGUUCACGGUUCGGCUCGCCCAUUCCCUCCAGGAUGGCGACGACCGUCUUAUGCAGUACGACCGGCCCCUCAGCGCCAUCGUACCCGGCUCACGUUCAGCUCGUCCAUCCCUUCCAGGGUGGCGACGAACGUCUUAUGCAGUAUGAUCGGCCCCUCAACGCCAUCAUACCCAGCUCACGUUCAGCUCGCCCAUCCCCUCCAGGAUGGCAACGACCGUCUUGUGCAUCACGAUCGGCCCCUCAGCGCCAUUGUGUCCAGUUCACGGUUCGGCCCGCCCAUUCCCUCCAGGAUGGCGACGACCGUCUUGUGCAGUAUGACCGGCCCCUCAGCGCCAUCAUACCCAGUUCACGGUUCGGCUCGCCCAUUCCCUCCAGGAUGGCGACGACCGUCUUAUGCAGUAUGAUCGGCCCCUCAGCGCCAUCGUACCCGGCUCACGUUCAGCUCGUCCAUCCCUUCCAGGGUGGCGGCGAACGUCUUGUGCAGUAUGAUCGGCCCCUCAGCGCCAUCAUACCCAGUUCACGGUUCGGCUCGCCCAUUCCCUCCGGGAUGGCGACGACCGUCUUAUGCAGCACGAUCGGCCCCUCAGCGCCAUCGUGUCUCUUUCACGUUCGGAUCGCGCAUCUCUUCCAGGAUGGCGACGAACGUCUUAUGCAGCACGAUCGGCCCCUCAGCGCCAUCGUGUCUCUUUCACGUUCGGAUCGCGCAUCCCUUCCAGGAUGGCGACGAACGUCUUAUGCAGUGCGAUCGGCCCCUCAGCGCCAUCGUACCUGGCUUCACGGUUCGGCUCGCACAUUCUCUCCAGGAUGGCGACGACCGUCUUAUGUAGCACGAUCGGCCCCCUCAGCGCCAUCGUGUCUCCUUCGCGUUCGGAUCGCGUAUCUCUUCCAGGAUGGCGACGAACGUCUUAUGCAGUGCGAUCGGCCCCUCAGCGCCAUCGUACCUGGCUUCACGGUUCGGCUCGCACAUUCCCUGCAGGAUGACGACGACCGUCUUAUGCAGCACGAUCGGCCCCUCAGCGCCAUCGUGUCUCUUUCACGUUCGGAUCACGCAUCCCCUCCAGGAUGGCGACGAACGUCUCAUAUGCAGCACGAUCAGCGCCCCAGCGCCAUCGUGUCUGGCUCGUGUUCGGCUCGCCCAUCCCUUCCAGGAUGGCGACGAACAUCUCUUAUGCAGCAUGAUUGGCCCCUCGGCGGCAUCAUGUCUAGUCCACCUUCGGCUCCGCCCAUGCCAUCUCGGAUGGGGGACCCGUCUUACGCAGCACGUCUGCUUCUCGGCGCUGACAUGCCCGGGUUAUCGAUGAGAGCUACUGCUUCUAUCACAUCUUGCAUUCCCUCUCUCAUACAUUACAUACAUACAUUACAUGCAUACAUACAUUCAUGCAUCAUACCUCAUACAUUCAUACAUACACACGUGCAUCAUGUUUUGACAGUACCGCGACGUCGGUUUAUAGAUGAUGGACCUCUAAGCUUCUCCGAUUGGAAAGCUCGAGUCAGAGUUCUUUACUCCCGCCUGAUGCAUUCAGGGGGAGUGUGCCCGUGGAGGAGCACCCUUCGCCCGACCCUGUCAAGAAGGGGGGUGCCUCACUGGUAGAUUACGUUCAGGAGUGCAGACACUCACUCAUAUAUGAUGAUUAUGUGAAGACACAGUUUUCAGCAAGACAGAGUAAGAGCGCAGGCAGAGUAUAUUUUCUCGAGCAGAUUCGCGAGCUCACUACUCAAGAAACUGGGGGACUUGUGUUGGGAUAUAUUAUCCCGGCCUAUUACUGUUCAUGAGUCCAAGGCUUUACGUAGUACGGAGCCCGAGCAGCUAGGCCCAUUUCGGCCCAUCCGGCCCACUUUAGCCAUUUGGGCCCACUCCGGCCCAUGCGGCCCAUUAGGGUGGAGAGCAUCCCCUUCCCCUAUUCUCUAUAAAUAUGGGAGUUUCCCUCCAUAUUAGGGAUCCUUUUUCUUCUUCCUUUAGCUCUCUAGAUUAGAUAAUACUCCAUUAAUGGGAGCUCAAAUUGUACUAUGUAAUGGUGAGGAGAAUCCUAAUGAGAAUGAGAGGGCUUGGACAUAGGCUAAAAAGUCCCGUGGUUUUCUCCCUUUCCGGGUUUCCACGUAAAAAUAGCUUGUUCAUACACAUUUAUACAUAUAUUUACUAUAUCGUGUUGGAUUAAACUCAACAGUUGUCAAUCAUAUCAUUGAAACCUGCACUUUUUUAAAUUGACUUAUAACGUAUUAAAUGAUCUCAAUUAGAAGUCAAAUAUCGGUUGCAAGGUUAAAGUUAGUUUUCUGACUGUAUUAACUAUUUUUUCAUAUAAUUUUUUCUUUAUUUAAUUAAUAAAAUAUAUUUUAAAUAUUUUUUCCAUAAAUCAGCAGAACCAAUCAAUCCAAGCACUUCAGCCAGCACUUCAUAAAUUUCAGCAGAAUCAACCAAUACAAC
Messenger RNA from Cuscuta epithymum, 8975 nucleotides. Lineage: Eukaryota; Viridiplantae; Streptophyta; Magnoliopsida; Solanales; Convolvulaceae. The record is from the annotation of a GenBank genome assembly.